UGUAAGAGCAUAGCCGAGAGCCGAUCUGUCACGAGACCGUAAGAACAUCUGCUGCUGAGUCUGACAGUCCGAGACUCUGCUCCGCCCAGCCUUGGCCAUCCUCUGCAGACGCCAGGGCCUGCGGAAUCAGUGAAGAUGCUUGCUGUGCUAAUCUUCGAUCAGCUGAAUGAUGUUGUGUACCUGCGAUGUGACCAUAAGUUUGUGAGACAUGUCCGCUCUAUGGCCGCAGCUCAGCGGUUGCUGGGGGAAGGCGAGGUGGACCUUGACGAGGUCACUUCAUUGGAUCCCAACAUUGUGGUGCAGCUGUUUUCACCUCUGGUAACCUCUCAGCGCAUCAUGGCAACUCAAUUCAACAACCCAUACACUUCUGUCUCCUGCCAAGAUGGAACCAAUGUAGUCUUCAAGGAGUAUGCUGGCUAUCUGUUUGUUGGAGUUGCUCACCAGGAAGAGACUCAUUUGCAGCGCAUUGUUAGUGUUGCAAUUAGAAUGGUACAGCUCAUAGUGGGCCCAUGUGUUACUAUCUUGAAAAAAAGUGAGGAAAAGUGCAGCCUGCUUGACAGCUUGCUAGAAGCAUGGCAAGGAUUGUAUGCCAAAGAACAAAGUUAUUUGGUUGAAGCAGUUGAGAGACUCAUAGUUAAUGCAGAGCUCUCUGCUGCUGCCGUCAAGUCCCUUGCUGCUGUGAUUGACACAAUGAAGCCAUGCAAGGAUCUAUCUCCAUGUCAUGCUAUGUUUUUUGUCAGAAACAAGCUGUUGGCUUUAUAUUCCAGUCGAAGUGCUCCAGAGCUCAAUGCAUCUGACCUGCUGUUCCUGAACCUACUGGUGACAGCAAGUCAGGUUAAGGAUGGGGAUUAUACAGAGGAUAUAGCACCUAAGAUGGCUGUGACACCUGACGAGAAGAAAGAAGAUGAUGGGAUAGAAUUAGACAGUAGUGACUCUGGAGAGUUCUAUAGCAUGCCCAACACUCCUUUGCUGGGGAGGAAUGCCAGCCAUGGAGAAGAAGUAUCACAAGGAAAAAUCCGUAGCAACGUGCUACUGCUGCGGACAGAUGCCUGUCAGCUGACCCCUCACCUUGUGCACUAUGAGACCCUUUCAGAUGGCUUGUCCUUGGUCAUUGUCUCAGAGGUGAAUCGUACGCAAAUAUCUAUACAGCUCCUUACACUGUUAUCAGGCUUAGAAGAAAUACUGACAGGGGACAUGAAUGGACGUGGAAAGUUGAUUCUAGAUGCAUGUGAGGCAGCUGUUAAAAAGUCUCAAGAUCUGGCUAAACGUAUUCCAAAAGGGAAGACUUAUGAACGUAUUGAGAAAGCUCUGCAGCAGGUUCAGUUUCGCUGGGACAACUUGAAGAGGAGUGGCCUGGAGGAAUGGCUGAAAGGUGGAGGAGAUUCCAACAUCCCAACUCGUGUAGAUGCCUCUCUCACCUCACUGGUGGACAUAGCACGCUCUGCAUGGCGGAUUGCCUGUCUUGCAAUAAAUGCUUCUGCCACAGCCUCUCAGGUAGAAUCUGCAGUAGCCAUGGCUUCAGAACACAUGGCUGACUACUGCCACUUUCUUGAGGUGAAGGCCUUGAGAAACAUGACGCUAGGAUGCCGUUCAGCUCUCACCAUAAAUAAGUACUUGGAAGAUUUCCCUGGCCUUGUUCAUUUUUUGUAUAUUGACCGCUCAACCCACCAACUGACAUCUCCCACCUUGUUACCUGACGAGGCAGAUGUACCUCAGGAAUCAGAAAGCCCAGCCAACAGAAACAGGGCCCUCACUGUCUCAAGAGUGUGGUCCAUGGUGGAGUUUGCUCGCUCCCAUUUGAGCAAGGGCCAUUUGUCACUUAUGUGGAAAGAUACAACUUUUAAUUAUGCCUAUUUUUUGUGGUUUGAAGAUAGUAGUAGUAAUCCCCUGAAACCUGGAGAAUUAGAUGAGGCCACAGACAUGCUUCCUCUGCCUGGAGUCCUAUGUGAGGACUUCUACAGGACUCUUUGCACUCAAGCAUUUCCAGGCAUGGAUCCCAAUAGAAUACGUAUUUAUGAGCUCUUCUGUGUUCACCUGGGCUUGGCCACCUCUCCCUGUGUGCUGGAACACACACGCCGCCUCGCUGCCACCAUAUGGGAAGUGGCUGGACCAAUUGAUGCAAAUCCUGCAGAUCUUCUGUAAGUUUUGCCUCUAGUAUUAUCAGAUUUUCAUGAAAUCACAAAAA
This is a messenger RNA of Portunus trituberculatus (swimming crab), 2185 nucleotides long. RefSeq names its product Hermansky-Pudlak syndrome 1 protein homolog (gene HPS1). Gene Ontology annotation, biological process: vesicle-mediated transport. The transcript has 8 exons. Bases 136 to 2142 code for a protein of 668 amino acids. Lineage: Eukaryota; Metazoa; Arthropoda; Malacostraca; Decapoda; Portunidae. Gene Ontology annotation, molecular function: guanyl-nucleotide exchange factor activity. Gene Ontology annotation, cellular component: BLOC-3 complex. The record is from RefSeq and is a predicted model, not a curated record.